UUUGCCUUCGCAGUGCUGUGAGCUCAGUUGGAAAGGGGCGGCUAGUUUCGAUUACUUGUCACGUUAUAAACAUCUGUGAACAGUCAGCUGAAUUCUUGACAUAGGAUGUGAAGUUGUGUUUCUCGCAAGCAUUUGUUAAUGGCAGCAUAUUUUGAUUAUGGGUAAUUCACUAACAAGGUUAAUCCCUGGUAACAGGACACGAAAGAGAAAGCGGGCAGACGACACUUUCGAAAAAUCUUCCGACGACUCCUCCAAUGAUGAUGGAGAUUCUUUAUCAGAAUCCGAUUCUUCACCUGCUCGCAAAUCCAGAACAGUCGACAUACACACGCCAAAAAGGAAGCAUAUCAAGUCCACUUCCAAGUAUAUCUAUGAGACUCUGUUUAUGAAGGGUGAAAACAGUGAUGUAACCAUCCGAGCACUUGGUAGAGACUGGCAUCUACACAAACACUACCUCAAGCAGUCCGGUUACUUCUGUGGCAUGCUGAGUGGUUCAUGGAGGGAAUCCAGCCAGGAUGUCAUACAGCUGGACAUACCAGACAACAAUGUUGAUGAAAAAGCUCUGAAGACGGCCCUGGGCUGUCUGUAUAAAGACGAUGUGGUCCUGAAGCCAGUCGAUGUCAUCGGAGUAUUGGCAGCUGCUACUCUCCUGCAGAUGGAUGGUCUGAUCAAACACUGCACAGAGUUCAUGAAAGAAACUAUCAGUUCCAGCACAGCAGUGACGUACCAGGCUGCCAGUCAGAUGUACUCCCUCCCCGACGUUGCUGCCUUCUGUCAGGGCUGGAUGCUGCACAAUGUCAUGGCACCCAGUAACCUGGCUAUACUCAAGGAUAUCAGUGAGGAUCUGAUGCCGACGCUGGUGAGUUCUGGGGAGCUGUGGGUGCUGCAGGUGGAGAUGGAUCUCUACACGCUCCUCAAGAAGUGGAUAUUCCUGAGAAAUAAUCUUACCUGGUCUGGGCGUCGUUGUCAACUGAUGUCCUGUGUUGAUGCCUUUUUCAAGCAACUGACAGGAGAUGAGUGUUACCUGGAGAGCAGUGACGGCAGGAAAUAUAUCAAGUCAUUUGAAUCUCUACGUUGGCAGUAUGUGGUUAAUGAUAUUGCUUCACUCCGGCUUAUUGAAGCUGACCGAAUCAUUCCCAAAGCCUGGCUGACUUCAAUAUAUAGGUUUCAGUGGCAUCAGCUGCUUCAUGUGGAACAAGGGCUUGACAAGGGGCCCCAGGAUGUGGAGGAGCAGGUGUUUCUGGCCAGAGCCAUGAGAUGUGGGCGGGUGCUGCCAUCCAAUGAAGAGUUUUGCUGGCGAUGGGUUGGCUACAGCUAUGGUAUUGACGGUCUUAUCACCUAUAAAAGCAGAUUAAUUUCCUUGAUGAGAAACAACUCCUCCAGCCUCAACUACCCCGGGUCUGUCAGCCUGCAGCCACAUAGGUCAAUGUACAUCAGACUCACAGCUUCCAACAUCAACGAACAUGGUUGUGUCAUGGCCACCAAGUCCACCGGCAUCAAGAAGAUCAGUCUCGACAAAAAUGAGUCAGUGGUAUUGUUGAACUUGGAGAACGGCUUCAAAUUCCCCCUGUACAUCACCGUCUGCAGCCUGAUGACCACGCCCAACCCUGCCCUCUCAGUCCCCCGCCUGGACGUCAAACUAUACAACAGCGCCACCUGCCAGGCACACAGACGGAAUACUCGAGAACAGGACAAGCCUGACACUAUCGCCUCAAACAACAUCGAUGACAUGGAUCAGUCUUAUGAUCAUCUUAGCAACAGCUGUCAAACUGACCACAACAGUAAUGAUGAAUCUCAGCCCUCGCAAUCUCUUAGCCCCCAAGCUGAAAGUUUGCUGGCUUACUUGAGGAGGAGUAAGUCCAGUAGCCCUACAGAGUCUCCUGACACUGACAGAUAAUAAUCAAGGAUUGUGUGUGUCACUGAUUGGCUUAUGUACCAUAAAUAUACUAAUCAGGACAUCUCACAUUUCUGGGAGAAGGGAUUGGGAGAGGUUAGUAUUCGAAAUCCUAAGAAAUUUCAAUGGAUACCUUUAGUUUAUCUGCAAUAUUGUAAGACAAUUUUUUCUGUUUUCUUGAUUCUUUCUAAGGAAGGGGGAAUUCUCCUGAAAUAAUACUUUGGUUUGUUUUGGAGAUUUUCUAAAUCAAAUGACAUGGAUAAGUGUAUUUGACAAAAAAUGUUUUGAAAUUGUUUCAUUAAGUAUUUUAAGUAAAUCAAAAUUUAAAGGUAUUAUGAUUUUGAACAUUAUGUUUUGAGUUUUGGUUUAAUUUAGAGUCUGCAAUUUUGUAAAUGAAGAUAUUUAGUGUUGACUUGUUGGAGGUUGGCCACAAACAAAUGUUACUGCUGCUAUAGUGUCGGUCUCCAGAAUCUCAAUGUAUCAAAAAACACUCUCUUGAGGAACCAUCACAUCCAGACUGCUUUUUGAAUUAUGACACAUGUUUAGGGUUAUUAUGUAUUUUGCCUGUCAUAUUUCAAAUUACGACAGUGCUCAUUUCUAAGUUUCCCUGUUCGUGUAUAUUCAGUGCACUGGCCAUUUUUGAGGGAACCAAUUUGGGUCUACCUUUAGAAUCCAACACCAUGAAGUUUACAAACACAUCACAAUGCAUAAUGACAUAAUUUGUGAGGUUUUGUUGCCAGAUGAAACCGUGCCCAGUGAUGUCAGCCUAACAACAGUAAAUAGUUGCUUCCCUCAGUAGUGCAGAUACACUUAACUUGAAAUUUUAGAUUCACUGUUAUUGAUAAUAUGAUACACGGCAUGUCAGCACCAUAGCUGUGCUCCCUGGUUUCACCAUAUGGUAAAUGUCUGUAUCCUGUCUUGGUGAUUCCUGACAAGAAUAUAGGUCAGCAGCAACGUACGCUUGUUGUAAGAGGUGACUAAAUGAAUAGGGCCGUCAGUCUUGGUGAUGUGGUUGAUAGCAUGUCAUUGUAACCCAUUUGUGUGGAUCAAUGUGCAUGGGGGCACGGGUGGCCCAGUCGUCUAAGGUGCCGCAAUUCGCUGUGCAGAGUUGCGUCCCUUGGGCACGUCAAA
This is a messenger RNA of Haliotis rufescens (red abalone), 3022 nucleotides long. RefSeq names its product germ cell-less protein-like 1. Gene Ontology annotation, molecular function: protein binding. Lineage: Eukaryota; Metazoa; Mollusca; Gastropoda; Lepetellida; Haliotidae. The transcript is spliced from 15 exons. Gene Ontology annotation, biological process: germ cell development. The record is from RefSeq and is a predicted model, not a curated record. Bases 158 to 1894 code for a protein of 578 amino acids.